Alexandromys fortis (reed vole) is the source of this 928-nucleotide messenger RNA. RefSeq names its product transmembrane protein 14C. The record is from RefSeq and is a predicted model, not a curated record. The transcript has 6 exons. Gene Ontology annotation, cellular component: mitochondrial membrane. Bases 184 to 525 code for a protein of 113 amino acids. Lineage: Eukaryota; Metazoa; Chordata; Mammalia; Rodentia; Cricetidae. Gene Ontology annotation, biological process: regulation of heme biosynthetic process.
UAGGCUCCGCCCAUCGCCUCAAGCCCCGCCCUUCCCGCCCGGACGCAGCGCGCGCCGUGACGUCUGCAGACCCGAAUCUGGACCUGCUACCCUUGCUGUGCGGUCGCACGCUCGUCCUUCAGCGCAGGCCUCCGGGCUCCGAUUCCGGUGCAGGCCUGGUGUGAUCUCCAAAGCGACUGAACAAUGCAGAAGGACAGUGGCCCACUGGUGCCUUUACAUUAUCUUGGCUUCGGCUAUGCAGCCCUGGUUGCCACUGGUGGGAUUAUUGGCUAUGCAAAAGCAGGCAGUGUGCCAUCCCUGGCUGCCGGACUCUUCUUUGGAGGCCUCGCAGGCCUUGGUGCUUACCAGCUGUCCCAGGAUCCCAGGAAUGUGUGGGUUUUCCUAGCUACAUCCGGGACCUUGGCUGGCAUUAUGGGGAUGAGGUUCUACAACUCCGGGAAAUUCAUGCCUGCAGGUCUAAUCGCAGGUGCCAGUUUGCUGAUGGUUGCCAAGCUUGGGAUCAGUGUGUUGGGUUCUCAUCCGUAGUAGCCACACCUGCGCUUGGGCCCCUGAAGAACUGAAACUCCCCACAUGUCCACAUUUACAAUGUCUGAAGAAAAAAGUGCAGCGUAUUUACACAUUCUGACAUUUUACAAAUGUCCACCGAGCACGCAGAGGUGACGGUGAGCUUUUGCUGUUGUAACUGGUCAGGGGUGGCGAGCGUCGAGCCUGAGAGCAGAUGCUGCCUUCAUGCAGUUUCGUUCUUGUGUGAUGGCAUGUCUCCUUUCUGGACCAGUAGACAAGGAUGUCAACAUGGGGGGGGCCCCAGAGCCACAAGGCCUGCCCAGAGUGUGCGGAAUCUCUCGGUGACAUUUGUGAUGUGGGAUCUUUUGUAUAGGUCUGCUAUGAAAUGAUGUUCCUGUGAAAAUAAAGUUUGCUAUUAAGAACA